AGAAGUGGGACAAAACCAAAAAAACCCUAGCAGGUUCCCUCAUUUUCCACCGCAGCUUCAACUGUGAAGAGUGAAGAAGCUCCAUUUCAUAUUCGGAGCUCUCUUCGGCGAAAGCACACCAUAUGGAGACCAGGCAUUGCAGAUUCAUGGCUUUAAGAUUGAACCAUCAACCAAGUUCAAAGAAGAAAGCAAAUGGGAAUGGGGAAGAUAGGAUCAGCACAUUACCAGACCCACUUCUUGUCCACAUUCUCUCUUUCCUUCCAACCAAAUAUGCUGUUGGAACCAGCGUUCUAUCAUCAAGAUGGAAACACAUAUGGGCUUCCGUCCCCAAUCUAGAUUUCAAUGAGUGGGAAAUCUUUUCUCCGUUUGCUCUCCGGAAGCAUCAUUUCAGUUUCAUGAAUUUCAUUAACAGAGUAUUCUUCUUUCAUGAUUUGACAAAUAUUCAACGAUUCAGUAUAAAUUGUGAUCCAGAUAUUGAUAAAUCUCGUUUGAAUAUGUUUAUAAGGGCUGCUAUAAUGCGUGGUGUCCGUGAAAUUGAUAUCAACGUUUGUGAAUCCGUGAAUCUUAAGUUGCCAAGUAACCUCUUUACUUGCAAUACCCUUGUAGUCUUGAAGCUUGGACCUCGACUUCAGGUUGAUGUUCCUGCCUCAAUUUCUUUCCCUUGUCUCAGGAUCUUUCAUGUAUCGCUUAUUUGUCCGAGUAAUGACUUGACCCAGAAGCUCUUUUCUUCCUGUCCUGUGCUCGAAGAAUUAUCCAUUACUGCGGAAAUGGGUCGUGGAAAAACAGUAUAUAACAUUUCUUCAUCAGUUCUGAAGAUUUUAUACUUAUCUUUAUCUAGAAAAAAAUCUGGAAACUCUGACAUUGUGGUUAUGGUUGAUGCACCAAUUCUUGAAUGCCUUUGCGUCGAAGAUUAUUGCUUUGUUCACUAUUGUCUGAACAACCUAUCCUCAGUAGUUAAAGCAUGUGUUAGUGUUGAUGCCUUCUAUCCACAUGCCACACCACAUGUGAACCAGAUAUUUGUGCUUUUGAAAGCAAUCACUAAUGUGAAGCAUCUACAUAUACAGUCUAGAAUUAUGGAAGCUCUCGGCUUUGCUAAUGAUGAAGAUUGGCCUGUGUUUCCUAAUUUGACCUGUUUGGAAAUAGAUGUUUGCAAUGACUUUGGUUGCAAGAGUCUGUCAGACUUACUCAUGCAUGUGCCUAAUUUGGGCACUAUGGUAUUGGUGAAGCAAUUCAACUGGUUGGAACCACAAGGGGUGCCAAGCUGUUUGAGGUCUUCCCUUAAAGAAAUUAAUAUCUAUGGCAUUGAUGGGUUGCAAGAUGAUCUUGAUAUGGUAAAGUAUUUCUUGGGAAAUGCGGAAGUCUUGGAAAAAAUGACAAUUGAGCAGGGAGAUUUAAACAUAGAUGAAGAGAAUGAGUUUCUUAAGAAACUUGCCAUGUUUCCAAGGUGUUCAAAAUAUUGUCAAGUCAAACUUAUUUGAGAAUUCAUUCAUCAAGGUUUCUGGUGCCAUUCUUCUGGAGGCAUGUGUACUUAUUUUGUAGGAAGUGAUUGAGUUGGUUGACUGACAUUUGACCCACGGAGAUAGUUGUUAGUUUCUGGUUCCAAAACCUAUGCUUUGAAUUCUAUUUUAGUAGUCAGACUACAUAUCUGAUCUAUGUACGUUUGCACACAUAUUAUCAGUCUUUGACUGUUUUAUAUACUUCCUUUGAAGUUGUUACUGUGUAAAAAAAUGGUAACAUGUGACUUUGUUUAAUUGUUACCUUUUACAUGGCUAUCCUUGCAUCUAUAUAUGUUUAUAUAUUUUCCUUUUCUAGGUUUUA
Molecule: messenger RNA, 1818 nt
Organism: Camellia sinensis
Lineage: Eukaryota; Viridiplantae; Streptophyta; Magnoliopsida; Ericales; Theaceae
Product: putative F-box/FBD/LRR-repeat protein At5g22670
Molecular function (GO): protein binding
Source: RefSeq, a predicted model, not a curated record